Molecule: messenger RNA, 1477 nt
Organism: Drosophila ficusphila
Lineage: Eukaryota; Metazoa; Arthropoda; Insecta; Diptera; Drosophilidae
Product: vesicle-fusing ATPase 2
Exons: 1
Coding region: 130-1131 (333 amino acids)
Biological process (GO): Golgi to plasma membrane protein transport; intra-Golgi vesicle-mediated transport; SNARE complex disassembly
Cellular component (GO): Golgi stack
Molecular function (GO): ATP hydrolysis activity; ATP binding
Source: RefSeq, a predicted model, not a curated record
UUAAAACAGCUGUUUCGUGGAACGAAGAAGAAUUUUUUAAAUUCCAGUUUUUUUAGUUUAGUGACUUGAUUUUCACGAAAUUCGAAAUCCUUUAUUUAAACGCCCAGUAACUUAACUCUGUUUGCAAAGAUGGUGAACAUGACCCUUCCUAACCUGGAGGAGCGAUUGGAGUUACUGGGAGACCGCAUUAAAAACCUGGCAAAUUACUACAAGAUUGCCGAUGAUGUAUGCCCACUGGAAAUUGCGGCCCGCACCAGAAAUUUUACAGAGGACGAGUUAUGUCGUUUGGUUAGUUCAGCUGGCGCUCAGGCCCUAAUCCGGGUGCCCAAACCCGAAUUAGAGGAAGGUCUGCAGGUCGGUCACGUGGAUUUCCUGGCUGCCCUGAAGACUAUUAAGCCCAGGUUUGGCGUGCAACAUGAGGAGCUCGAAGAGUUGAUGCCAAAUGGCUUUAUUAAGUAUAACCAGAAUUCGGACCUCGAUAACUUACUCUAUGUGCCAGGUGAUGGAUUGUCUUGCCAGUUGAUCGAGGGUGAUCCCAAGUCUGGUGUUUCCACCGUUGCCGCUCAACUGGCUCUGAAAAGUGGUUUUCCGUUUAUCAAACACAUCUCCGUGUCUGAUUUAUAUGAACUUAGUGACUCCGAAAAAUGUCGGCACAUACUGAAUGUUCUAGAGGAUGCCUAUAUAUCACAGCGUAGCGCCGUUAUCCUCGAUGGUUUGGAGCGGAUCCUGGACUAUGGUGCAUUAGGAAUGCGAUAUUCCAAUGAAAUUCUUCAGAUGCUGAUGGUUAUUCUUAAGAAACAACCGCCCAGGGGUCACGCGCUGCUCAUCUUGUGCACCACCAAUCGCCGCGACAUCCUGCAGGAGCUGGGGCUGCUCACCGUCUUCACUGGCGAAUACCAUGUGCCCAAUCUCUCCACGCCGGAUGACAUAAUGGCCGUAAUGAAGGCCUUAAGUCGAUUCGAGCCUGAGGAGCUGCAGUCAAUUGGAGGCGCGAUGGAGGGCCGGCACAUCUCCAUAGGUAUCAAACGACUGCUGGACCUCAUCACCUGGGUUAAUCCUCUAAAGCCUGACCGCCGGCCUGUCAAGUUCUUGGAGAAAAUGGGGGAAAUAAUGGGGUGGACAGAGUCCUGACUUUGAUUCAGCAGUCAGCUUUCUGAGUACCUCAUUAGCCUUUAAGAUUUAUUGUGCAACAACCUUCACUAUCACAGCUGCAAUUUUGUAUCCUUGAUUUUGAAGGCACAUAUUGUAUUCCGAUGUUACUUUAAGAGUAACCUUAAACGCAGAUGACAGCUUUUUCCACUUUUUUAGUUUUUAAAGAUGCAUUUCAUUUUUAAAGAUAUUUUUAUUCGUAAUGCUUUUAUAGCAACGUCCUUAGACAAACAGCCACAAACUGUGAUUGGCAUAACCCAUAAUGUAAGACAUUUUUACUAAACCACUAUGUUUUUAUAAAAGACAAUAAAUGAUUUAAAUCAUGAAA